UCCUGGGUGCAGCGGGCGAGGAGCGCGCGGGACGGCGGCGCGGGGACGGCGCACCUGGCGGGCCCGCAGGCCGGGCGUGGGCGGCGACAUGGAGGACGGCGUGCUCAAGGAGGGCUUCCUGGUGAAGAGGGGUCACAUUGUCCACAACUGGAAGGUGCGAUGGUUCAUCCUCCGGCAGAACACGCUGCUGUACUACAAGCUGGAGGGGGGUCGGAAAGUGACCCCUCCCAAGGGCCGGAUCGUUCUGGAUGGCUGUACCAUCACCUGCCCCUGCCUGGAGUAUGAAAACCGUCCGCUCCUCAUUAAGCUGAAGACUCGAACAUCCACGGAGUACUUCCUGGAGGCCUGUUCUCGAGAGGAGAGGGACGCCUGGGCCUUUGAGAUAACAGGGGCUAUUCACGCUGGGCAGCCAGGGAAGGUCCAGCAACUGCACAUAUUGAAAAACUCCUUCAAGCUGCCCCCUCACAUCAGCCUGCAUUGCAUUGUGGACAAGAUGCACAACAGUAGCAGCGGAAUCCGGUCAAGCCCAAACAUGGAGCAGGGAAGCACCUACAAAAAGACCUUCAUAGGCUCCUCCAUGGUGGACUGGCUCAUCUCCAACAGUUUUGCAGCUAACCGUCUGGAGGCUGUGACCCUGGCCUCUGUGCUCAUGGAAGAGAACUUCCUAAGGCCAGUAGGCACCCGAAGCAUGGGAGCCAUCCGCUCAGGGGAUCUGGCCGAGCAGUUCCUGGAUGACUCCACAGCCCUGUAUACUUUUGCUGAGAGCUACAAGAAGAAGAUAAGCCCCAAGGAAGAAAUCAGUCUCAGCACCAUGGAGCUAAGUGGCACAGUGGUCAAACAAGGCUAUCUGGCCAAGCAGGGGCACAAGAGGAAAAACUGGAAGGUGCGGCGCUUUGUUCUGAGAAAGGAGCCGGCUUUCCUGCAUUACUACGACCCUUCCAAGGAAGAGAACCGGCCAGUGGGUGGGUUUUCUCUCCGUGGUUCACUGGUGUCUGCUCUGGAGGAUAAUGGCGUUCCCACUGGAGUCAAAGGGAAUGUCCAGGGAAAUCUCUUCAAAGUGAUUACUAAGGAUGACAUACACUAUUACAUCCAGGCCAGCAGCAAGGCUGAGCGAGCUGAGUGGAUUGAAGCUAUCAAAAAGCUAACAUGAUAAGGACCUGAGGAAACGGGACCAGGAUUCCUCCCUCCUACGGGAUACAGGCAGGAUGUCCUGGAGAAUGGGAAUGUGUUAAGACCUUUAACUUCUUUGUGUGUUUUGUACUGCUAUGGAGUGAGAUGGGCGAAGAGGUCCUUAGAUGGCAGUGGUGCUAUUUCCUUCCCCACCUUCAUGUUAACAACCUGGAAAUGCUAGAACAGGCAUUAGGCAUCAGCAUCUUGACUUUGGCCCAUCAGCACAGCCAGCCAUUCCUAGGGCACCAAAGUUUCCCUUGUUGUAACACUAACUGGACAUGUUGUAAACUAAAUAAAACGCUAGUCUCACGGCAGCUCUGAAAUGCUGUUAACAAUUCUUACCUCCUCCUUUGGAAUUAAUAAAAAUUGACAUUUGUUUCUAUUAGAAUUCCUGUGCAAAGUUGCAUAGUUUUCAAAGGUUUCCCAUGCUUGAGGCUAUAUGAAUUAUUAUGCAAGCUGAGUAUGAAAACAUCUCAUGUGAUCUGUGUCACUAAGACAUGCUUCAUCUUAAAGUGAGGAUGGUGGCAAAACUUUGGCUCAACAUUCAGAGAAUACUGUUUUGCUUUGAAAAGUAAGUCUGCAUAAGUAUUAUAUUGCAGAAAAGAAAUCAUGGACUCAGUUGGAAAGAUCAGUCACACAUAUGGAAAAAGAAGAUAAAAUGACAGCUUUUCUAUGAAAAAUGGCAUUUGGAAAGAGAUGCAGAGCAGGAGCUGCUAGAGGACAGGAGCAGGAACUCUCUAGACAGAGAAAGAUGUAAAUGGGAAAAGAAUUAAAUCAAGGCAUGAAAUUUUGGUUUUAAAGUGAACAGUAACUGAGACAAAUAAGUACCAAGAGGCUUCACCAGUUAGGAGGUUAAUCUGAAGUAGUGAAAAGUCUGUAUCAUACAAAUCUUUAAAAAUAUUUUUAUUACUUUCAAGUUUAUACAGUAAUCUGGCACAAGCUACUCCCAGCAUUCUUGCCAAGCACUUAGACUGCCUUUAAUGAAUAGAUAUGUAACUUACACUUAAGGGGAGUAGAUACUUCCAAGGUACGUAAGUAAAAAUUUGUCCUCUUAAAUAGUUUGAACUGUCUCCUCUUAAUCUUGUUUAGAAUACCUGCCCUGAAUGAUCAGGAAUUCCAAGUUAAUGAGGUUUUACUUUAUUCCUUACACUGUAAGAGACUGCCUUUUAAAGCACCAUUUUCCAUUUGGCAUUUCACCAAGGUCUAAUGUCCCUGGAAUUAGUUUCUUUAUUGCUUUUUAAAUUAUCAACAGGUGUUUUUUGGAAUUAAACUGUAUUUGGUUUGAUGGCUUCUUGACUCCAAAUUGGCACAACUGCAUCUACUCUGUAUAGGAGACACCAGAAUCUUCACGCAUUGAAAAGUAAAUGACCAUCAGCUUGAGGCAAAUCAGGGAACAACUCUCACCAAGAUACUAGCACCUGAAUUUUUAAAAAUCCUGAACCAUUUUCAUUUAAUUGUCCUUGAUGUAAAGGUAGGGAGCUAGGUCAAGAGUGUCUGGAAGCACGGCAACUGUCACAACUGCACUGCUCAGCAUGAUGCAGGGCUGAGCCCACCUCUGUAGGUUCCCACUCAGUGGCUGAGCGUUAUCCACCUAAGUACUGGUUUGUCCUGUUUUCCUAUAAAACAUGAAAAACAGUUUGAAUGUUUGUAUUUUUUCUUGGCAAUUUUUUAUUUCAAUUAAUUUAUGCAUAAAUGAGAACCAAACUAUUGCUAAUCUUCAGUUAUAUGAGUUGAUAACCACUUGACCUCAAAAGCAGAAUGGGGAAUAGACGAAAUUAAUUUUUAAUGAAGAAGCUUUUUAGGGAGAGAGUCAAGAUUUGGAUAAGCUGGUCAGUUGUCUUAGUCAAUCUGUCCUUCGAGUUAUUUGGAACUGGGUGUGUAUCCUGUCCCCAUAGUGGAAAGGGAUACUUUUAGGUCAGCAGGAUAUAUUUAUACUUUGAGUUAGUUUUCUCUUUUAUGGUGUCAGUGAGGUAUUGAUCUCUUCUCUGGCAAGGGUCAUAAAUUUGUGAAAU
Equus quagga is the source of this 3182-nucleotide messenger RNA. RefSeq names its product pleckstrin-2. Gene Ontology annotation, biological process: intracellular signal transduction; actin cytoskeleton organization. The transcript has 9 exons. The record is from RefSeq and is a predicted model, not a curated record. Gene Ontology annotation, cellular component: plasma membrane. Lineage: Eukaryota; Metazoa; Chordata; Mammalia; Perissodactyla; Equidae. The coding region runs from base 89 to 1150 and encodes 353 amino acids.